AUGCCUGUGGUGAAGUGGAUGGUUCUCGAGUUUGAAAUGGAGCGCUCCUUCUUCUUGCGGAUGAAGUGUGUCCUGGCAAAGAGGAAUGCCGGUCUGACGUGUGCUGGGUACAAGUGGCGAGAUGAGGAGGUGCGGGAGGAGAGCCCAUCGUGUGAGGACAAACACCUACAUGAGGAGGUGCUGGAGGAAGUGCUGGAGGAGGUGCUGGAGGAGGUGCUGGAGGAGGCCCAUCAAGUGAUCCACUGCAGCGGGUACUUGAAGGCUUGUAGCUGUACCCGGGACAGGCCCCUGUUUGGGGGCGGGGCCAGAGGGGUGGCGCUCUUGGCUGUCGGACACACCCUGCCUCCAAGUGCAGUCACAGAGAUCCCUCUGCACACAAACAUGUUCAUGUUCAGAGCAACACUGGACUUUAGACUGCUGUUCUUGGACUCAAGGGUGUCGGUGCUCACCGGGUUCCACCCUCAGGAGCUGUUGGACCGGAGUCUCUAUGAGCUGGUGCACCUGGAGGAUGUCCUGCCCCUGAGCCACGCCCACCAGCUCUUGCUCCUGAAGGGCCAGGUGACCAGCCGGUACUACAGGCUCCUGGUCCGAGGAGGAGGCUGGGUCUGGGUCCAGAGCAGCAUCACGGUCCUCCACAGCCGCGCGUCCACAGCCCCCGGCCUGGUCAGCGUGCAACACAUCCUCAGCAGUAAGCCAGAGUCCAGGGAGCUUCAGCUGUCCACUGACCAGAGCCCUGUCCCCUCACGUCCCCUGCUGAAGAGGACCAGGCGGGACAGAGACCGGGACAGGACUGCCCCUCAUCUGCAGGUAAUCUUUUGUCUGCUCUGUACAGCAGUGCAGGGGCCCGGGCUCCUGUGUGUGUGGGCCCCUGUCCCGCCUACAGGCCCCUCAGUACGGCCACAGUGUGCGACCGUGGGAGGCCCCUGGACCCCGCUCUGUCCAGACAAGAAGCAGCUCUGUGGUCAAAAGCACAGGCACAGUCUCAUGGUGUUCCUCUCUGCAGACUCUGUGUUGGCCCCAAGCAGCGGACUGAAGAGGGAGGCCCCUGAGUACCCGCCCCUGAGCACCGGCCCCUGCUCCACUGCACUGAGGCCGGGGCCCUGGACAGGCGGAGGCAGACCUUUCCCGACAGAUCCACUCACUCGUUAA
Messenger RNA from Knipowitschia caucasica, 1149 nucleotides. NCBI's taxonomy places the organism in Eukaryota, Metazoa, Chordata, Actinopteri, Gobiiformes, Gobiidae. The record is from the annotation of a GenBank genome assembly.